Messenger RNA from Vanrija pseudolonga, 2890 nucleotides. RefSeq lists its product as uncharacterized. The transcript has 4 exons. Gene Ontology annotation, biological process: regulation of nitrogen utilization; negative regulation of transcription by RNA polymerase II; mitochondria-nucleus signaling pathway. Gene Ontology annotation, cellular component: cytoplasm. The record is from RefSeq and is a predicted model, not a curated record. NCBI's taxonomy places the organism in Eukaryota, Fungi, Basidiomycota, Tremellomycetes, Trichosporonales, Trichosporonaceae. Bases 141 to 2738 code for a protein of 865 amino acids.
CCCCCAUCCUCACCCCUCCCCCUACGGGCCCAUCCUCGAUCGACACUGCCCCCUCGGCCGUCGGCUUUGACGUCGCGCGGCCAUAAUCAUCUAUUGUCUUACCCACAGCACAUCUACAUUGUCAAUCAACACACGUACCCAUGCCGUCCCCGCCUUCACACUUUGAUGCGGGGGCGCGGGCAUCGGCGUCAUCGGCAUCCUCGGGCGGCUCAUCGCGCUCCCCAUCGCGGCAACGCGGUGCAGCGCCCCUCCUCGCCCUUGCUCCCAUAGCCGCGGAACUUCACGAGCCAGAGGUGCUUGCACCCGAGCAAGAUCUCGACGUCAAGGACAUCUGGAACGUCAUCUCGCGCGCGUCCGACAUUGUCAAGGAUGGGUCGCGCCUUGAAAACUUGGCUUGGAGGCACUGGGGUUCCCCAAACUCGAGACGUCGGUCGUCGUCAUCGACCACGGCCUCGUCGGCCUCACUGCACACUCCCUCCGAUCGGUCGACAACAAUACCCCGGUCUCGUAGUUUUGAACGCCGAUCGUUUACGGGUGCUCUCAAACUACUGAUCGAAGAAAACUCGUUCAAAGACUGGGUCGAGGACGCAAAGCGCAACCCACAGUCGGCAGAGCCCAAGACGACGUCCACCCCUCGAUCAGGCAGCCUCAACGGCACGCCUGCACCCCGCCCGUCGCUCGCCCUCCCCGACACUCCAAUCACGGACGUCGAGAUUCGUCUUGUCGAGCCCACGCCGGUUCCAAGCCGCGUGGGAUCGCUCGGUGGUACUGGAAGCCAGGUCAAUUCGAUCGCCAAGCCGUCAGUGGCGUCGUUCUUGCCAGAAGGGAUUCACGAGGAGCCCGAAGCCGAGUCGAGGAAUAAUUCUGCGUCGACGUCGACGCCAAUGCCACCUCGCCGCAAGCAACAGAAUCGAUUCUUCAUUCAAACCAGCCCGGGCAAGGUCAGCGGCUCGGAUUCGUCGCAGCCGUCUUCGGCGCCCCAAACAGCCGAGCCCCAGCCGGCUCCUCAACCGCCCGCACCCACUGGCGUGUCUGCCAGCUCGCACGGUCGCAGCUCUGGUGACUCGUCUUCGGCCAUUGUUAUUCGCCCGCCCGCUCGCAAGGAACGCAGGCAUGUGACCAUGGCGAACAUGCGCGGUCGCUUCGCAGGUGAAAAGGCGAGGGCAGCCGAGGCUAUUGCCGCUCGGAACAAGAAGGAGAGCUCGGAUGACGAGGAGUGGGAGGAUGAGGAGGACGGCGGCUCUGAUGUCGACGAGGAGGAUGUCGAGGAGGAUGUCGAAGAGGAUGCCAACGGCGACGACGACGGCGAGUGGGAGGACGACGACCCGAGCACUGCCGAGCCUUCGCCAGCCCCCACCAACUUCAAGCGCAGUUCGCGAGCAACCAGGGUGGCUCUCCCUCCUCCUCCUCCACCUGCACCCACUCCGCCCAAGACGAAGAAGGAGCGCGCUGCGGAGAAGGCACGGAUCGAAGCCGAGAAGGACGCCCAGCGCAAGCGCGAAAUGUUUGCAAAGCAGCAAAUCUUUGGAGCACCAAGGACGGCGCAAAGCGAGGGGCUGAUCACGCGAACGUUCCGCUCCGGCAAAAGCAUGGUCGAUCUCACCCAGAUUGACGAAGACGACACCGGUGCGCCGUCGGCUGCGCUGCGACGGGCUCCGACGCACACCGCCCUGACGAAUCUCGGCCGAUCGCCCGCUCCGGCGCCGUCCGGUCUCGCCCGCACAAAGUCGGCAGUAGCCAUGCCUGUGCAGAGUGGAGUCAGCGUGACAUCUCGCUCGCACGUCUCAGGCACGGGCACCAGCGAAGAGAGGCGUCCCUCUGGACCCGACGGCGUCGAGAUGGAGUCGUCGGAUGAAGACAGCGAAGAUGACAACUACCUGGCGAGUUCGCAGGUUCAGCGCAAGCUGGACGAGCUCGCGGCCAAGCGGGAGAAGCGGGUCAUGAUCCCUCAGCCUCCACCCAGUGCUGUGGCCGCUGUCGGGGACAAUCUCGACGAACAGGGUGUUGUUCGGCCACUGUCGCCGACGACCAGGCGGCGAACGAUCAUCAUGCGCGAGAUGUCGGAGUCGUUGCGUAGAAAUAUCAUCUUGGAACGAGAGAAGUCAUCGGGCCGUACCAGCAACUUUGGGCAGACCAGACCCCCUCCAUCUGUCCACACGUCGAGACUGCCAACUGUUUCUUCGGCGGUGAAUCUUGCACAGUACAGCGGCCACCACGGAGGCUACGGCGCCCCGCUUCAGAGGCAGCGGUCACAGACGGCCGACGUCAAUGGGUUUGCGACGCAGCCACCUGGUGGCCUGGAGCGAACCAACUCGCAGCCCAACCUCGGCAUGAUGCAGGGCCAGCUCCGCCACCAGCAUGCGCCGCCGAGCCCCAACCUGGGCCCACAGUACCCACAGGCGUCGGUGUCGCCCGAGACCAAGCGCCGUGGACAGAAUGUCCUGGGUAGUGGGUUCCUGCGCCCCCUGACGCGCGCGUCGGCGACGAGCAGCACGACAUCGCCGACACUGGAGCGGACUCAGUCAUCGGUUGCGCUUCACACCACGACGACAACGUCGCCUCACGGCGAGCUUUCGUCGCCGUCGCCUACGCAUGGGCAGCGGACUGGAGGGCCCAACUUUGCCGCCCCAGCCAUGGUGCGGUCGUCGACAGAAGACCUGGAGCGUGCGCGGCACCGACGCGAGCUCGCACGACGAAGCGAGAACACGGACACGAGUUAUCGAAUGCACGGGUGGUAGGCGUGCCACCUCAACCAUUAAUCAAAGCAUACAGCAAGGCGAGAGAAGAAAGUCAGAAGUCAUUACUCCAUAUCGGUUAGGUUAGCAUAGGGACGGGGUGGCCGACGCCGCCCAUGUAUUUAUUAGCAUGCGUAUGCCAUGUGUGUGGGUGA